GGCAGUGCAACAUCUGGGGAACCUCGUGUACCUCAACCCCAAACACUUCCAGAGACAACUUCACAGUCCCCUCCGAUCAGAGUCCGGACUCAGGAGACUGGUAGUUUGUGAGACUGGGGAGGAAACAUACAAGUGUGCAAAAGGUGGCUGGCAAGUUUCCUUACCGAAGAAGGGCGGCGCGCCCGGGCUGAAGAAAUAUCAGUACGACCUACGACCAAGCUCAGGACGCUGGGGAGCCCCAAGAGGCGAGUGCCCUCGGCCGCCGCACCGUGGAGCGGAGCAGGCCGGGGAGUGAGGCUGGCGAGACGGGCGCCUGCAAGGCCAGCGUCGCCCGGGCUCCCCCGCCGCGCCCCAACGCGCGGAUGUGGUAAAGCUUCGUGCUCAGCUCCAUUAACCAGGUUUCCUGUGCCUCCCGCCCCGGCGGCGCGCCUCCCCGCAGCCCAGGACAGCUCUGGUGCGUCGCAUCCUGCGGCCCCGCGACCCAGGCCCGCGAGGUCGGCGCCUUCUCGCCAUCAAUCCCAGCCAAACCGUCCCUCCCUCCAAGGACCGAGCUCUAGGAUGGGCGCACUCAAACCUCACAUCCAGAGAGACUGGCGCCGGCACCGAGACGACCUUCCCGGCUCGGGGCGGCCCCACCGGCCGGUUCUCCCUCGGCGACGGGAGGCUGACCCCGGUUUGCAGAGACUGGCGGUCACCCCCACCCUCCGCUCCGAAAUCGCCGCCCCGCCGAGCCCGCGCGGCCGCCGGGUCCCCACCACGCCCAGCACCGUUCCCACCGGCGUCGGCGCUUACCUGCGCGCUCUGCCGCCGGGGACGCCACCUUGUUCCCAUCCACAGACCCAGGAGGAGGCGAACACACUUCUCUGGUCCCACCCGCAAUGCGCAGCUGACCGUUCCCGCAGCGGCUGCGGGAGACUGGGGCGGGGACGGCCACUCGCUGGCGGACGCAGAGGCCGGGGCCCGCGCCGCACACUAACUGUCCUGCGCUCGCGCCCCUUGGCCGGGCCCAGCUCGCGGACGCACGACCGCUCCGCCAGUUCCCAGGACUUUGCCCAGAACUUCGCGCUCGUCGCCUGCGGAUCAGCAGGAGGGGGACUUGUAUCACGUGGCUUUCACCACAUCAGGGGCCCUGUUCACCGAUUAUUUACUCAAGAUUCCCUAUCGAUCCACAGCAACAUGGAAUAACACACUCAGAUAAAAUUAGCACUUCAGAGAAGAAACUGUAAUGGUCUUGCUCUGGCUCUGGUAGACUGUUAAUAUAAUCAACUGAAUUCCUGGAACCAAAAAUAAACUUUUCUGUGAAGAAUGUGUACUUGGAAUGAGGCGUACCAAUACCUAGAGUGCAUGUUUUUCCUCGGAGAGGGUGAGACUUGCUGGCACUGUGCAAUGGAGGACAAGAGAAACUCUGUUUGCCCUACAUCAUUAUUUCUUGCAAAUACUACUUUAUAACAAAGGCAAGAGAAGUAAAUGUCUACCCACUAUUCUGUAUACCUGAAAUAAAUAUAAUAUUGAAUGUCAACUGUAAUUGAAAAAAAAUUUUUAAGGUAAUAGAAGUUUAAGAAAGGGAAUAAAAUUGCCUAUAAUCCUACCUACAGACAACAGCCCUAGCUUACAUUAUUAUUAUUAUUUAGUGUUUCCUUCUAGUGUUUUUUUCAUGCAGUUGUGAUUUUUGAGUAAAUGCAAACUUAAAUUGUAUAUUUUCCUAAUUGCUGCUUCAUAAUUGUCAACAAAUUAUUGUGAAUCCAUUAAAAUAAUUAUUGUGAAGA
Myotis lucifugus (little brown bat) is the source of this 1766-nucleotide messenger RNA. RefSeq lists its product as uncharacterized. The record is from RefSeq and is a predicted model, not a curated record. NCBI's taxonomy places the organism in Eukaryota, Metazoa, Chordata, Mammalia, Chiroptera, Vespertilionidae. The coding region runs from base 559 to 1185 and encodes 208 amino acids. The transcript has 2 exons.